AUGGGUUCUUUGGGUCAACUUGACUCUGAUUUUUGCUUCCCUCCUGAGCAGGGUGAGCUUGACCGUUAUGAAUCUUCUUUGAGCUCUUCUGAGUCUGGUGACAGUGACGAAGAGGAAUUGGAUUUGAACCUCUACUUUGAACGUUCUCCUGCCGUUAUCCGUGCUUUGGAAAAGUUUGAUCAGUUCAUGGCUGAGAACCCCAAUCACAAGUUCUCCCACCGCCCCGCCAGACUCUCUGCCUUUGAUUAUCACCAGGAUUUUAUUCCUUCUCAUUGCCCCGUUGAUUCUGACGUUACUGUUGAAUCAAUUGAGACUUUGGAUAUUUCUGAGGAUUGCGAUGAUUUUAAUUUGGAGAAUAAACCCAUUGACAUUGAGGAAGAUGGUGAUGAUACCGCCUCAAUCUACUCGGAUGACUUUGAGUCCGACGAAGAUGAGUGUCCUCACUGGCCAGUUUACAGUGUUUCGGACUACAUUGAUUUGAUUAAUCCAGAUGGAGGAAACCCAUACGAGAUUUCAACCGAGUUAUUGGAUACUUCUGAGGCAGUCAUUGAGUCUUCAGAUGUCGAGCCAACCACUUCUGGCGAUGACACUUUGGUGGAUUCCACCGACGAUGAACUUCCUGCUCCUUCUUUUGAGACUACUUCAUCCGGCAUCUCUGUUCUUGAGAAGCUUGCCAAAUUUGAGCGAUCUUAUCGCGAUAUUGUUGCGAGAAUCCCUUAUCCCGCAAACCAAGCCUUUGCCAGAACAGAUUCUGCUGUUGACAAUCUUGUUUCCAAAGUCACUUCCAUUGAGAAGACCUGUCAGGCACUUGAUGCUGAGGAACCCCAUGCUGAGUCUCUGGUCGAGGCAGGAAAACCAUUGUCAUGGCCUGAGGACGACACCUCUUAUUUUGUUCCUGACAUCAUUGAAAAUUUGGACAUCCCUAUUAUCGACGUAACUGAUGACAAGGGGUCAUUUUUGAAACAGAAGCUGAAAUCCAAAGUCAGCUCUCUUAAAAGAAAGUUUGCAAUUCAUAAGCGGGCUCCUAUUUCCAAGUCUGCUCUUAUGUUCAAGGGAAUCCAAACAGCAAUUUAUGCUAAUCCUCGAUUGAUUGAUCCCGAGGUCACCCUCCCCUAUGUGAUGAUGGGACUUAAGAAAUACCGCCUUGGCGACGGAUCUAUUAUUGACGUUCAUUCACCAUUGGUUUACGACAACAUUCGUACACUUUGUGGAAUCUCACAUCGAGAGCUUUUGAAUUCCUUUAUGGAUUCUGAUCUGGUCAACUCCCAUUCGUAUGGAGGCAGAUUGGUCACUCCUGAUGCCAAGUACAUCAUUAAGACCAUUCAAUGCAAAGAGCAUAAACUCAUGGGUAGUUACGAGUUCUUGGACGAGUAUUAUUAUCGUGUCAAGGAGAAUCCCACCACUCAGCUCCCAUUCUACCUUGGUCAUUACACCAUUCACAUUGAUGGCAAGGAGACUCAUUUUGUUAUCAUGAAGAAUAUGGAUCAUUUGAAUCCCAAUGGUUCUAUCUCUGUGGAGAGAGACGAGCGAGAUAAGUUCAUGACUCAGCUCAGAAAAGAUGUCGACCUGUUGAAGAAGCAUGGCAUUACCAAUUAUUCAUUGAUGGUUGGACUUGAGUGUGACCCUCAUACUGGCGAACAACGACCUGUUACAGAAGAACUGGUAGAAGGAGAACCGGUUGUCGCAGUUGAGUCGAGACAGAUUCAGUCUUGUAAUAAUCAACAUAGAUCCAGAUCUCAGUGUGGUUCCGGCUAA
Messenger RNA from Sugiyamaella lignohabitans, 1755 nucleotides. RefSeq names its product phosphatidylinositol-4-phosphate 5-kinase its3. The transcript has 3 exons. NCBI's taxonomy places the organism in Eukaryota, Fungi, Ascomycota, Dipodascomycetes, Dipodascales, Trichomonascaceae. The record is from RefSeq and is a predicted model, not a curated record. Gene Ontology annotation, biological process: phosphatidylinositol metabolic process. The coding region runs from base 1 to 1755 and encodes 584 amino acids. Gene Ontology annotation, molecular function: phosphatidylinositol kinase activity.